This is a messenger RNA of Oryzias latipes (Japanese medaka), 2097 nucleotides long. RefSeq names its product glycoprotein integral membrane 1 (gene ginm1). The record is from RefSeq and is a predicted model, not a curated record. Lineage: Eukaryota; Metazoa; Chordata; Actinopteri; Beloniformes; Adrianichthyidae.
UUAACAGUUUGUUUCCCCCCCCCCCUCUGUGUUGUGGUUCGUUUUCAGAUUCAGUCAGAAACAGAGAUGACGGCGAUUAAAGAUCGGAUGAUGUUUGUGUUCCUGGUUUCAGUUUGUUGUGCGGAGUCUCCUGGAAGGCCGUUGAGCACGGAAAAUAUCCUGAUAAACGUGACGGCAGACACAGAACUGCAGGAGUCAAAGAACUUACAGAUCAGCUUCAACGUUUCAGUGGGAGAAGAACAGAUUCUGGUCAACGACUUCCCGGUGGAGCUGUCAGGAGUCACCAGGUUUCCCUGUCCAGCACUUAUUUUGAAUAACAUCAAUGGAAGCAGGGAGUUUGAGUCUGGGGACUUGGUUUCCACGGUAACCAGAGUGAUGGUGAGCCAAAAUCGGCUCUACAGCGACUUGGAGGAGGUGUUGGCUCUGCAGCUCUUCAGUGAAGUGAUAGAACUGGAGGGAAAACAGGUCCAGCAGCCGGACAUGUGUGAGGUGAAAAUCCUGAUGAGUCCAGACUUCCAGAAGCUGGGUCAGUUCACCAACGUCUACCCCAUCGGACACAGCGACAUCUUCAGGUUUCCUCGAGAGAACGACGUGGUCGUCACCGACCCGCCGAGUUCUAGGAGGGAUGAAGAGCAGCUCAUGACCCACACCACCAGCCAGUACCCCCACACAGAGAAGCAGGCCGACACCACCCAGGAGGAAGUGGCAGCUCCAGGAAAGCUCCCAGAGACCCCCCUGCGGAUGGACCCCCUCCUGCUGUACAAUGACGGAUACGACGGGGACGACAGGGACUCCAGCCGCUCUGAUCAGAACCAGAGUGAGGUGUCAUCGUCUUACUCUGCCAUGUGUCGCUGGGUGGAGGAAAUGAGGGAGCGUCUUCGUGUCUUCUGCUUCAAGUCGCUGCCGGUCUUCUUCCUGGUGAUGGGCGUGGUUGUGAUCGGCGUUGUAGGAUCAGGAUUCAUCGUCAAGAUCUUAGAUUUGUUCUUCCCGGCGUGCGACCACAAGCAAAUUUUCCACCUGAACCCCGUCACUCUGAUGCCAGAGGAGGAGAAGCAGAACCUUCUGGAAAUCCUAGAAGCAGAGAAUGAAGAGAAGGAGCCUUGAGCCUCACAGGAGCCAGCUCCCUCACUCUGACCUGACUCGCUUCAACACUUCUGUAGCUCCGCCUCUGCUCCAUGAUCCCACCGGAUCGGUUCUGAUGACAGCUGAUCAGACUCUGUCAGAUGUCGUUUGACUCGAUCGCCCUCGAACAGGAGCAGUUGUCACGGAAACCCCCAAAUUCAGCCUCACGAUUGAGCCCCCCAAACGAGGACGAAGACUAACUGCAUUCUCCUCACAUGCACUAAGUCAUUUUUCUUUCCAAAUGACUAUAAAGUCAAAGUAGGCGAUCUCCUGCAUCCUUUAUAACACUAGUUGUGAAUGUUGCUUCCUUCAGAUUUGCAUAAAGACUGAAAACCAAACCAGUUUGCAUGUUUGCUCUGGUCUGUGAACCGAACAAAAACUGCAAGACUUCAGGACCAUGAGUGGUUGUAUGGACUCUUUUUUUUGUUUUUGCUUUUUCCAAACAAGUUUUCCUAGAGCAGCAGAAAUCUGCGAGUUAAAACAAAACAAAAGCAUGUUUCCUGAAAGGUGCAAGUACGUUUCCAAACUGAUGCACAAAGUGAAAUAGUAGCUGUUCUUCCUGAUGCAGAUUGUCUGUCUGGGUGUUCAGUGCAGAGCUGCUACUGUUUGUUUAUCCUCUGCAUGGCUCACCUUUCUUUUCCUGGACAUCACUUCAAACUGCUGAAAGGUUGAGGUUCUUGUCUGAUGAGUCGGGCAGCCAGCUCUGAUUCGGAUGCAGGGGGCGCUGCAGAGUCAAAGACCUUCAGGUCAAGUUCAAUUCAGGAGGACUUCAGCGUGCGUGAAGGUGGAACCAGGAGGUUCCUGAUCUGAGCCAGGAAAUGGUUUUUCAUGGCAAAUGGUGUGAAAGUACGAUGUUUGAGCGGGACAGUGUGUUAAACAUGCUCUGUUUAAUGGUUUGUGCGUUUUAGCUUUAUGAAGUUCAGAUGAACAGUGGUUCAGUUUAACUUUGCUCUAAAUAAAAUUUCUCUUCACAAC